This is a messenger RNA of Thermochaetoides thermophila DSM 1495, 534 nucleotides long. RefSeq lists its product as uncharacterized. Bases 1 to 534 code for a protein of 177 amino acids. The record is from RefSeq and is a predicted model, not a curated record. Lineage: Eukaryota; Fungi; Ascomycota; Sordariomycetes; Sordariales; Chaetomiaceae. The transcript has 3 exons.
AUGGAGAGGAUCACAGUCAACCCUCGGCGUACAGCUCGCGUUGCUGAGCUACUCAAUGACUUCCGCACGUUGCAGUACUGGAUCACUGAGGGGCCCAAGGGGCCGGUCCAUCCGGACGAUUACUACGCCGCCGGCUGGGUGGAACUUAGGCAGUGCCUGGAGGACGGAAAGCACAUUCUCGAUUGUGCGGCCGACAUCACGGUGCCGAUGGCUCAUGGCGGGCCUGAUGAGCAAGUCAAGGCCCAACUUCAACAGCACGAGGCGCAAAAGAUCUACAAUCGGACGCAAGCGGCCUUGACUUGGGUUGCUAUGCGCGACCAGAUCCUCGCGGGUGGCAGGCCGCACGCGGGGAACGCAGCACAGUUGAUGGCUCUGGAUCAGCAGCUGUGGAAUGACCUGGCUCUUAUCACAGACGAAGCGGUCUACGAGCAGCUGCGUGUGUCCGAUAUCGCCUCAGGCCGCUGGACCGGCGCAGAUCCCAACCUGUACGAGGUGCAGUGCUGGAUCGCCGUGCGGAAGCAGGGAGCAGCUUGA